UCUUUGGUCGGGAGUUUGAUGUGUACGAGUUCCAUGGAAUACUCUGUAAUUUUGUACAGAGAGUAUAUGAUUUUGUGGCGCGUGCUGUGCAUGAUGCUGAUCUUGUGCUGACGUAUGGUGGCGAAAUUAUAAACAUCAAGCAUGACAUGGAUUCGAAAAUUUCCUUACAUAUAUGUCUUUUAAGCUAUUGUCAGUUCUGGGAUUUAUCAUGGAAUCAGAAACAUGAAAUGAUUUGUUGAACUAUGGCGAAUAAACUUUUAAACGAGGUUAUUUCUGGGAGUAUUUCCUGGCAUGACUUUGUUUACUGGUUGACACCAAGCCAUGAAGAGACUCAAGAAAUCCGUUUUAAAGUUGACUGUAAUCAGGGAGACUUUGUAAUAUAUUUUGUAAAUCUUCUUCGGGAUGAAGUGUCCAGUAUUCUACAAAAAGCGUCCGAGGUUAAUUACACUCUCAAGAAAAAUUCUAGUUUUCCAACUCUUAAUGCCAAAAAAAAAGUGGUGUACAAUGGAAGGAGUGAAUGUUUGGCUAGACCACCCAGUGAACAUUUUAACAAUUCCUCAAAGCAGUCCAUCAACAUUUCUCCUGGAUGUGGAAGUUUAAAUAAAAGUUCUCUCUUAAAUAAUACUAAAACUAAAGAAGAUAACUCUGUUUUCAAUAAGUCUGUGGAUGGUAAUAAUAAACAUUUUGUAAAAUGUUAUAGUCUUUUAAAUGGAACAGCCAAACUGGGUACUGACCAUCUAAAUUAUGCAAACAAAAUUAAAGCAAAUGUGGUUCAUUCUGUAAUGCAUAAGACUGAAAAGAAUAUGGAGUCUACGUUUUUAAAUAGUUGUCAUUUAUCACCAAUUGCAGCUGAAUUAUAUUCAGCUACAAAAGAGAAAUAUUCUGGGCGUGUGAGUGAAAUUGAUUCUCCCGACCACAGGCUGAUUCGCAGAGAUUGUAGAAGUGGUUCUGGUAAGAGAGUCUCUCUUGAAAGAACAACAAGCUCUCCAAGUAAUACGUCCUUCAGCAUUGCAGAACACUCUUUCCCAGCAGUGGGAUCUCCAGCAAAGCCAAAUUCAUCCCGAAGACGUAGAAUUAAGCCAACAAGACUUGCUGAUUCUUUUGAGAAAGGGACGUCAUUGGAUCAGAAUAGAGCUCCUAAUUUUGGUGAAGUGGUGAGACCCUUGGAGCCAAGUACACCAUUUAGGGAAGAUGUCACAAUAAAAGAAAGAAAAGAAAGUCCCGAAACAGACUUUCGUGAUUUAUUGCGUCUUGAAAAGCAGAAGUUGCAACAAAAUGUUUGGAACAGUGUUGUGACUACCACAAAUUCACAGCCAACAAUGAUAGUAAAUCCCUCCCCAGACACUGUCAAGUUCAAAAAAGAAUUGUCUAUACUAGCAAAAAUGUACAACCUUUUAUUAGAUACUAAUUUGAUUUGUAACAUUGUAACAGAAUUCCAUUUCAUAUUUUCUCUUUUAAAUGUCCAGGAGGAUGUGAGUAGCUCUGAGUUAAAAGAAUCCACAUCUUUAGGAUAUUUCAUAUCUGUACAUGAAUGUGUUUUUUUUGCAACUACUGUAUUGAAUGAACAGAGAUUCUUUUUAAGUACUCUUGACAAAGCUUCUUUGAAACAGCUGUUAAAUAAUAAACGUAUUUCAUUAUUUGUACCUGACUUGUGGCAGUAUUUAAGUGAUUUACAUCAACGUCGCAGUGAUAGUAGAAGAUUCAUUGGUUCGUCUGUCUUUCACACUAGUGUAUGUUUUCAAUCUGACACUGAUAAUCGUGAAAAUUUUCCAAGUGAUAGAACAUUUGUUACAUUUCGGAAGCAGCGAGAUGCAUUUUAUGAAAUAAUAGGCAUAUGGGAGGAAAACCACAGUUCACCUGGGUGGUCUUUUGGAGUUGCUCUUGGAGCACGUGUGCGGAACCUCCUAUCUAUGAAUGAUGAGCCAGCAAAUUUUAUUCACUUUGCUCGACUUUUUAGAACCCAGCUUCUUGGCUCCUAUUGGAAGUCCAGUAAUGCAGCGAUUGAAGAAGAAUCAAGUAGUUCAUUGUCUGAAGUUCUCAAAUGUUUGAAAGAAGGCAAUCCUGAUAAGUAUUCUAGACUGUAUGAAAGAUUAGUGACUCCUGUGAAGACUUCAAAUUUAGGUGCUGUCUCAGAGUUUCCUGGACAACAGGAAUUUUAUAAAGAUUUCGUUGUCCAUGGUAAUCAUGCAAACUUUAACACUCAUCUCAUAGACAGCCUGUGCAAUGAAAUUGAGCACUUGAAUGCUUCUGAAUUUUCAGCAUCAGAUGUAGAGGAAGGUCCAGUGGUUGACAAAGAUACCAAGCAAGCAUUUGUAACGUGUGUAAACAAUAUGCAGUUACUGGCUAAAUUUCUUGGAUUUGUGCUCUUCCUUCCAUAUCGAUCAAAGAAUAAAAUGUCCUCAGCCUUAGUCGAAAAGCAGAUUUCAGUAAGACGUAAGUUGAGAACACCUAUAGAUGUUCUUUCCUACGUACAAGAAGCCAUACAAAGCAAGAAACUUACAUUGACAGUACCUUGGACGGUACAGUUCCUGUCCAUGGUGGAUAAUGUUUCAUACAAUUUGCCGUAUUAUAGAGAAGUCAUUUCUCUUCUCUGUGCAAUAUACCGAACACUCCCUUCUGUUUCUUAUCAUUCUCCUUACGGAUCUUUCAUGCUGAAGGUGUGUUUGGGUUGGCUGUUUGAACGGCCGCAAUUGCCAGAAGACAUUUUUUAUACAUGGUGGAUUAAGGAAAGUCAGUCUAGUGAAUUGGCUGUAAAUUCUGAAAAUUCGCGAAGUAUUGUUGCUUCUAUUGAUGAAUUAGAUUUCAUUGAAUGGGAUACUCUAAUGAUUCUGUGUCCAAAUCUCGAGGCAAUAAAAUGGCUUCUAAUGUCCGAUUCUAACAGUGGACGUAGUGUUAUGCCACCUCGGCAUAUAACACCUGUCCUUGUGGCUGGUGAGCAGACUUUACCAUCCUCAUCUCGCAAUUUAGAGCUUCAGCUUGAAGAAAACUUUCUGGAGGGCCAACCAUCAUCUAUUCGUAAAACUAUAGAAUUUGUGUCUGAAAGAAUUGCAUCAAGUUGUGUGAAAUAUAUUUGUAGUCAACCACUAACUGAAGUGAAGCAGAAAGCACUAAAAAUGCUGGAAGAUUCAGAUAAUAAUGAUCUUCUAUCGACAAAAUUACCUUUGGAAACUUCAUUAUUGGCACUUGAACUCAAAAAGUACUGUCAGAAUGUUAUUCCAAAAUUAUGUUUUGACAAAUGUUGUGGUGUAAUGCCUUUACUAUUGGCUGAAGAUGUUCCUCAAGAAAUAACGAACAUCUGUGUGCAGAUAGCCGUUCGUUUGAGCUUGGAAAGAGUUAACAUUUGGAUUAAUUCACAUAUUACCCCAGCUCUCUUUACCAAGCACUUGUCAUCGGAAGUGGACAAAGUGAAUCGCAACUCAGUUAAAACAAUAAAAUCCUCGCAUGUUCUUCAUGGAUGGAGAAAACUAUCAGAAAAAAAUGCCUUAUCACCAGCAGAAUCAAUUACAAUCAUCAGGAACAUGAUUUGUGUUGUAAUGGGGGAAUCAAAAGUACAGGAUGAUGAUGUACUGUCUACUCUGCAUUGUAUUUUGGACACACUGAUGUCUCGAAGAGACUUAAUUCCUUCAGCAGAGCGUGUUUUAGGCUCUCUCUCAGUUGAUUUGGCUUUUGCACUAGUUGCUCAUCAUCCGGAAUUAAUAAAGGAAACCAUUCUCGAGAAGUUUCUGAGUAUUUGGAUGACAAAGGAAGUUGUAACAUCACAUUGUUUUCAGCAUUUGAUCUGUCCCCGCAAUAUUAUGAUUUUGAAUAAAUCUGAAAAUGGCAAGAAUGUUUGGUCAGCUGCUGCACGUUUUUUACAUUUCAUUCUAAUAAACAACAUUAUACCACCUAAUGAGUUUGAAUCUCAAUGUGUUGCAAUAUUUCGACAUGAAUGGUCUUCAGAAACGCUGAAGCAUCUGGCAUUGUGCUUUGAAGAAGUUGUGGAGCAAUACCAGAGGACCAAUUGUGAUGCGAACUUUCUCUUAUUGCUGGAACUAGUAUCUGACUUGUGUAGAGAAAUGGACAAUGAAGAUUUUUAAAUAUUUUCAUCGCCAUUACUUAUAAACAAAUUUAUUUUAAAAUGACAAUAAAACUUUGAUUAUGUUUAUUUUAUUAUUUACAAUGAAAUCUAACCCUUUUUAAUCCUUCAUUUAGUUGAGCAUGGG
Messenger RNA from Gryllus bimaculatus (two-spotted cricket), 4202 nucleotides. Lineage: Eukaryota; Metazoa; Arthropoda; Insecta; Orthoptera; Gryllidae. The record is from the annotation of a GenBank genome assembly.